This is a messenger RNA of Klebsormidium nitens, 2449 nucleotides long. The record is from the annotation of a GenBank genome assembly. NCBI's taxonomy places the organism in Eukaryota, Viridiplantae, Streptophyta, Klebsormidiophyceae, Klebsormidiales, Klebsormidiaceae.
GUUCGCAUCAGCAUAUGCGCGGCGCAGCUAUUAACAGCCUACCGUAAACAAAAGCUUGGCCUGGCCAGUGGAGCUCUGAACAGUGAAUGAGACAAUGCCAGCAUGGGGGAAGGCAAUGCGCUGCGCCCUUUCAGGCUUCUCCUCCUCUUCUUCGCUCUCACUUUGGAUCGUGCGCUCAAUGUUGCAGCGAAGGGCGGCGACGUCAACAUGACGGCGCACGUCCCAUACACCACCAUUCUCUUCCCUGGUUUUGCAUCUUCACGACUGAGGGCCUGGGCGGACUUGGACUGUCCGUUGUCUCCGUUGGACUUCCACCCCCUUGAUUACGUUUGGCUGGACGUGAAGAAGGUGGUUGCAGUCCCUGGCUGUUGGCUCAAGUGCAUGAUGCUGGAUGCGGAUAACCAGACGGACCACCCUGACUGCAAGAGCAGGCCAGAUACAGGACUAGGGGCUGUUACUGAGCUGGACCCAGGGUACCUCACAGGCCCGCUUUCGUCCAUCUGGCGGGAGAUGAUCAGCUGGCUCGUCGAGUUUGGGGUGGACCCAGCAGCGGUUGUUGCGGUUCCGUACGACUUUCGUCUGCCGCCGCGCAAGUUGCAAGAGCGGGACCUCUUCUUCUCGCGCCUCAAGAACACGUUCGAGAUGGCCCACCUGCAGCGCGGCCGUGGCGCGAUCGUGCUCGCGCACUCCCUGGGCAACAACGUGUUCCGUUACUUCAUCGAGUUCCUUAAAGGCGAGCUCGCGCCGCGGGAUUACCAGGCGUGGCUGGACCGGCACAUACACGCAUACCACGCGAUCGGGGCGCCGUUUCUGGGGGCCGCGGAGUCGAUGAAGGCGGCGCUGACGGGGCUCACUUUCGGGCUGCCGAUCUCGGAGGGCACGGCGCGUAUGAUGAGCAACUCGUUCGGCUCGUCCGCGUGGAUGUUCCCCUUCUCGCGCUUCUGCCCGAUGCACCCGACGCGCAAGUGCGAGCGGUGGCGGCACAAGGGCCAGCCCGCGACGCCCACCGCGCCCGUGCUGUGCAAACCGGACGCGGACGCGGACCCGUACGCAGCGUGGCCCACGGACGUCCUGCAAUUCGACAUGGGAAAGCCGCAGGAAGAGGCAUACCCAGCAGUCUCUGAGGAGGCGGCAGCGGCGGCCGGAGUGGUUGGGAAUCUCUCCCCCGGGCUCAACUACUCGUACUCCCCUGCGGACAUUGCGGACGGGACGGUCUUCCGGGACAUUGCGCUAUUGGAUCCGGACGCCGGAAAGAUGCUGCACAGGCUCGGCAAGUACUAUCACGAUGACCCGAUUCUCAAUCCGCUGACCCCCUGGGAGCGGCCCCCAAUCAAGAAUGUUUACUGCACCUACGGAGUGGACCUGCGGACAGAAGUGGGCUACAAGUACGAGCCCAGCGGACGUCCGUAUCCGGAGAACUGGAUCAUGACCGACGUCAUGUACGAGGGGGAAGGGGGCGCGCUGACGUCACGGUCAGGAAGCCCGGUAGAAGGGCGACCGAGCGCCCGGGGGGGCGACACUACCGUGCCGUACCACUCGCUCUCGUGGUGCAAAGAGUGGCUAGGGCCGACCGUCAACGUCACCCGAGCCCCUCAGGGUGCGCACAACGGGAGCGAUCUGUUCGUGGCUGUGAACGUGCACAAGCGGAGCGACUCCUCGGUGGACGUCGAGAUUCCCCCGCCCUUCCCCGGAACGCGGUACACCACAUUCUUCGAGGACUCGCACAGCAUCCCCGGGUGGCGAACCGCUGUCUGGGAGAUGGACCGAGUGGACCACCGGAGCAUCGUGCGGCACGCGGCGUUCCUGCGGGAGAUGUUUCUGGAGACGAUCCACGAGUCGCACCAUCAGGCGGAGCAUCCCUUUGUGCCCAAAGAUACCCGAAGCCCUCUGCGUGACGAGGACUGUUUUUGGGACUACGGGCGCGCGCGCUGCGCGAUGCCGGAGAAGUGCGAAUACAGGUACGUCUUUGGAGACAUCCAUCUGGGACAGAGUUGCCGGUUGAAGAACAACCUCCCUCCGAAAACGCUGCUGCAGCAUUACUUGUAGAAGAGAUCGUCAAAGAUUGACUUGAUAACAUUUUUUGAGGGCCGCCGGGUCAAACCUACACAGUGCUGAGGGCCAGAUUUCAGUUCUAUGUUGGUUUAAGACCAUUAGCGGAUGGUCGUAAGCAGUUAUAUUUUCGAAGUCAAAGGUACGAGUAUCGAUUCCUUGACAUUGAAGCUUGGUGCGAACUUCGAUUGAGUAGACUCGAAUUAAGCUGGACUAUGAGCAUUAUCAUCAAGGCUAGACCCUUGCUGGUCCAAUAAUGCACAAGUUGUAAAGAAAGCGAUAUGAACUUAGAGUUAUCGGAUGUGUUUAGUCGAUGGCCAGAAAAUGCAGAUUACGGUUAAGGUUGACUUGGGUGUCCGAAAUGACUCCGUUUGAUCAAGGACGUUGCUUGUGACAAUCA